UAUCAGGCCCAUGAAAGGGGAAAAGAAAACAGCCCCGGGAAAUGAAGAUAUGGCAAUGCUGUAAGUUGAUAAAAUAAAGAUGAAAUUGAGUGUUGAUGGCUAGAGUUGAUGGAUUUGAUGAUUUUGGAUUAUCCCGUGGAAGAUAAAUCACCGACAAAUGAUGCGGUCACCAAUACACAUGCUUCGUGAGUCCAUGUGAUUUCAUUUUUCACUCUCCUUCUCCCAUAGCCCCGAACCCUCUCGUCUUCUUCUGUCAUCGUUCCUUUCGGUUUGAUUCUCUUCUCCGCCUCCGACUCUGAAACUAUGCCCAAUUCAAUGGCUUUCGUCUUCAUCCUCGCUCUCUCCGUGCUCUUGUUCUCGUCCACCUCCUCCGCAGCUACUGUUUCAUCCGUCUCCGCCGUCGCUAAAGAUCAAGUAUCCUGCACCAUGUGCACCGAGUGUGAAAAUCCCUGCCAACCCCCUCCACCGCCUCCACCGGUGAUUGAAUGCCCGCCGCCUCCACCACCUCCCGUUGUCGAGUGCCCACCUCCGCCCUCUCCACCAUUGCCUCCGCCACCGCCCCCUCCAGCUGUCGUUGAAUGCCCACCCCCUCCGGCUCCGUCAUGUACUCCAGGUCCAUGUGAACCACGUCCACGGCCGCCGCCGCGACCACCAUGUCCGGGAGGACCUGAUUGCAGGCCACAGCCACUGCCGUGUCCGGAAGGACCUAAUUGCACGCCCGGAAUAGCAUUCCCAAUAUACCAACCAGAGGAGAGCAGCGCCGGAAAGGUGAAGGUUUUUGCAGCAUUCGGGCUCUCAUUGCAGUCGUUGAUCGCGGCGGCCUCUCUCUUCCUUCUAUAUUAUCACUUGGUCAUUUAGGUGCAUUCUUAAUUAAUGUGAUAUUCUUUCUGUCUAAGUGGAUUUCAUUGUCAGACACUCGCAAUAACCGAAAUAAAAAAGGAAGAAGCGAUCGACGGUGGUAGCUUAUGGUAGUCCAAAAUAAUUAAGGUCCACGCAUAGUAGUGGAUGACAGAGGCACACAAUCUGUGCCUUUGGCUGUUUAAUUCGUAGCACUCUGUUGACUGUUUGCUUAUUUGUGCCAUUUAUUAUGUCAUUGAUGAUUUCGUGUUGGAAGAAAAUAAUGUUGUUUUGUUCAGGUGUUUAACUAUUCGACUGGCCGUUUGGCAUUGCCAUUA
Molecule: messenger RNA, 1175 nt
Organism: Prosopis cineraria
Lineage: Eukaryota; Viridiplantae; Streptophyta; Magnoliopsida; Fabales; Fabaceae
Product: leucine-rich repeat extensin-like protein 3
Exons: 1
Coding region: 304-858 (184 amino acids)
Source: RefSeq, a predicted model, not a curated record